GUGGUGCGGAACCGCGGAGUGUGUCUUGCGUAGGGCGAGAUGUUGUUUUUUUGUGGCGAUCAGCUGAACGUGGCAUCGCUGUCCGGUCUGACACAACAGUGGGAAGCACAACCAGCCCCUCCGGUCCUCCCUGCACAGAAACCCGGGCGCACAGCAGCUGAUCCCGGCGCAUCACAAUCCAGGAAAUGCGGACUUCUGGCCCCUUCGCAACGGGAUAAAUGGCUGCAGCGCCAGCACUGUAGCAAGCUGACCCAUUUAAAAGACGAACAACUAACAGUCUUGCCAACGAACAAAGAAGAUGCAAAAAAGACCUUGGGAGGACUUUUAAAAUGGCUGAGGCUAGAUAGAAGCAGAGCUGCUUUGAACGGAGAAAUGAUCCAUGUUUACCUGCAUCCAUGCGGCUCCAGGGCACCUUUUAAUGAUGCCUCAUUUUGUCCUCUUGCAUAACUUUUGGCCCACUCUGAAAAAGGUGCUCCAUUUUGAUUUACAACUUAGUCUGUCAAUGUUCCUAUGCCUCUGACCUCUCUGCUGCCAUGCGGUUAGACCAAUGAGGCUCCGAGAGCCUUUCGUUACGAGUCUGUGAGGUCUCCUCCCCACUCUAUGGAGGCUGAGCCCAGCCAUCCGGCUGAUGGGGAGCGCUCUGGAAGGCAAGCGCAGCAGCAUGUGACAUCUGAAUCUUCAUUGGGCUCUUGUCCACCUCAGCAACCCCAGCAGCCUUCUAAUCCUCGUCCUGUACACAGAGCCUUGGGCCGCCUACAAAACCGCCAACCCAAGCGCACUGAUCUGCUUCGGUUACAGCAGCAGCAAGCAGUAGCAUGGCAGCGUUCAGAUACCCCAGGUCCCUCAGGAGGCAGCUUCUUCUCUACAAGCUCCUCCUCAACCUUAUCCCUCCCCUCUACGUCCUCCACCCAGGGUGAGCAUGCUCACGGCGUUCCAACUCACUCCAGUCAACAGGGCCUAGAAGGGGUUAGCUCACCCAGGAAAGGGGAGAAGAAACCACAAAAACCAGGGAAAUAUGUGUGCACUUACUGUGGCCGUCCAUGUGCCAAGCCAAGCGUUCUUCAGAAACACAUACGAUCGCAUACAGGAGAAAGACCCUACCCAUGUGCGCCCUGUGGGUUUUCCUUUAAGACCAAGAGCAACUUAUACAAACACCGCAAGUCCCAUGCCCAUCGUAUUAAAGCGGGUCUGGCAUCCAGUCGAGAUGAGCCCAGUUUGAGUGGUGCAGAAGGCAGUGGCGCUGGAGAAGACCCUGAGGAACACACAGAAGGAGAAAGCACUGAGUCUGAGGAAGAGACAGGCCAGCACAGAAAAUCCUCUAAAGAGAUGCUGGGGCAGCAUAGGAAAGGAGGUAAGGAGCGCCUGGGAAGCUCAGAGGAGAGCCAGAGGCCUGAAGACUCCCACGCUGUCAAGCAAAGACUUGCACUGAGGCUUAGUGAGAGAAAACGUGGGCCCAUGGCUUCUCCAGAUGACCCACCCUCUUCCCUCUCCACAUCAUCUUCUUCUAUUGGGCCUGGCAGUAAAGGCAGCACAGAGUCGGGCUACUUCUCUGGAUCAGGCAGUACUGACAUAUGCCAAGUUAGCCCUCCAAGUUCCAGUGCCAAAACCUACGCAGAAAUUAUUUUAGGGAAAUAUGGAAGGCUGGGAGGGCAGCAGCGGAGUCCCCACCAGCAGCAGCCUCAUCCCUCACAUUCCUCAUCCUCAGGAACCGAGGAGAAGAACAUCUCCUUCGCCGUACCCAAAACCCAAGUAAUAGAACACAUUACCAAGCUCAUCACUAUCAAUGAAGCAGUAGUAGACACGAGUGAGAUUGACAGCGUUAAGCCUCGACGUUCCUCCCUGUCACGGAAGAGCAGCAUGGAGUCACCCAAGUUUACUGCCCCCAAAGACCCCUAUGCCUUUGAUCCCAAAGGAGAAGCCGCAGGCCCCAGUGGUUUGAGGCACAUCCAUAAUCCUGACGCUGAUCCACCGGGUACGCAGGACCAGUCAGCAGUGCCUCUGCUUAGAAGCCACUCAAUGCCAAUAUCAACCAGCCAAGGAGAGCCCUUUACCUCUGGCACCAUGUCACCCAGAGGUUACCGCCUCUGCCAAUCUUUUGAUGAGCAGCAAGCAGUGGUCGCAGAGAUGAGGAUCGGCCAUGCGCAGCGUAUGCUCAAGCGCCAGCCUGCCAUAGAGGUUCCCCUGGGAGCCGAGUCAAUGUUGGAGGAGCCCAGUCCCACCACAUCCUCCUCCUCCUCAACAAGAGGCACCGAACUACCCAGACAGCCACAGCAACAACAACAACAGCAAAAGAGUCCCGCCGUGUUUGAAUGUGGAACAUGUGGGGCCCGCUUUCAAGAAAGUGAAGUCUUCGAGGCCCACAGAAGCAUCUGCCCAGGGCAGGAGCAAGAGAGCAGGGAUGCAAGUAAAGCGUGCAGUGGAGAUCGCCCGCUGAUGAUGCACUAUAAGUUUCGAGCAUUAGCCAUGGCUGUGAGGAAGCGGAGGAAAGAGGAGAGUCUGGAGGAGGAUCCUCCCAGUCCUGGAUCUGUAGCUGUGUCCAGCAGCUCUGGAGGCCUCAUUCCAGUACCACGCAGACCAGAGCAAAAGCAGGCCCUCUCAGGUGUUUCCUUACAGACUGAACCAAACCAACAGCAGCAGCAGGACAGGAAGGGUGUGUCUGUCAUCCAACACACUAGCUCUUUUGAGAAGCAAGAGAGUAUAUCUAUGGAAAGUCAAGAUCCAGACCUCAGAGAGAGUCAGCAAACACAACCUGAGCCAAAACCAUCACCCUCUACAUCUCGCCUCAUCCGCCAGCCAAAUAUUCAAGUGCCGGAGAUACUUGUUACUGUGGAGCCCGAUGCUGAAAUGCCACCUGUGUCACCCCCGCUGACAGCAUCUUCAUCAAAGGAGGCAGAGAGAGUAGAGGAGUUCCACUGGCCUCAGCGAAGUCAGACAUUGGCCCAGCUCCCUGCAGAGAAGCUGCCACCAAAGAAGAAAAGACUCAGGCUGGCAGAAGCUGCCCAGUCCUCUGGAGAGUCCAGCUUUGAGUCUAUGUCUUUGCCUCGCAGCCCCAGUCAAGAAAGCAACAUUUCAAACUUUUCUGUUUCUUUUGAGGAUGCAGCACAAUCAGAGCAAGCUGCCCGAGCUCCCAGUAGCCAAAGUUCCCAGAUGUUGAUGGUGCCAUCUGCUUCUCACCAACACCACCAAAGCCACAAGGAGAUGAGGCGCUCAGCCUCAGAGCAGGCCCCAGCUAGUCCACAACAAACAGAGCAGAUCCCAGAGACCAGAAGUAAGUCCUUUGACUAUGGAUCCCUGUCUCCUCAGCAGUCUGCGUCCUCCUGGAAGGAAAGGAGAAAGUGUCUUCUAGUGAAGCAUGCUCCCUUAGGGGAACCAGAACAGGAAGUAGGAGGCAGAACUAGUCAGCUGCCCAGAGCAGAGAGUCCGCAACCUGGUCCUUCCUACUCUAAUCUUUCUCCUCUGUACUCCACUGGAGUAAGCUCCCAGUUUAGCCUCGAUGCCACUGGAAAGGCUUUGCAGCUGUUACAGCCACAAAUCUCUUUAUCCUCUCAGGAGGUGCUUCCUUUGCACCCCAGAGGGCAUCAAGCAUUCCACCCAGGGUCUUUGUCCCAGCUCCUCCCCGUCACCACAGCCAUAUCGGAAGUACUAUCCACCCAAAUCAUUCAAAGAGCAUAUCUACAGUCACACACAGAAUCUCCGCCUGUACAGAUACAUCCAGCACAAAUCCACAUGGCUGAAAGGUUGGGAAUACCCCUCCAUCAGCUUCCUCCCCUUUUUCCUCGCCACUUUUCUUCCAGGAAUACAUCUAGCCAGGCCAUGUACUUGCCCGUUCCUCCAAGAUUUACCACACACAUUUCUUCUCCUCAAACUACAGAAAGCAGACCCCCCAUUUCUUCUGUGUCUUCUUCACUGACUCAGGAAUCCCUUGUGACAAUCUCCUACCACCACCCGAGGCCGGUCAUCGCCACAUGCCUGGCACAGCUUGCACCAGUAGUGUCUCUUGUGGUGCCAGUACGCCUCCAGACUCAUAUACCUACAUAUGCCAGUGCAAUGUAUACCACACUUUCCCAGAUUCUGGUUUCCACCCGCUCACAGGAACCAGUUUCUUGCACGGCUAUGGUCAUCAUGGGCCAGGUGGAACGGGAGACACUGCAAAGGAGCUACUUGAAGGUCCCCUCUCCAGAUGUCAAGAGCCUUCUUCCUCUGUCUCUGUCAUCAGAGCUGGCCUCAGGAUCUGGAGAUGGAUACGGUCCACUAGGGGCAGGAGGAAGUAAGCGCAUGCUGUCCCCUGCAGCCAGUCUUGAGCUCAGCACAGAAGCCCAGCGUCACCAGAAAAGAGUUAAAGAGGAGGAAGAGGAGGAGGAGGAGGAGCACCAUAAGGAAGAAGAGGAGGAGGGCCGUGUGGAACCAAAGGUAGUACAGGAAGAAGAAAGGAAGGCAACUGGGAAAAAGCUGGAAAAGGAAAAGAAGAAAUCGGAUACAUUAGAAGUAACGAGUGUGGAUGUGCAGGGGCAGCCAGAAGAGCAGCCAAGGAAAAAUGACAGGGAAGAAAAGGUGGAAGAGAAGGAAACAACUGAGAAGAUCACCCAAAAAAAGGAAGCUGUGUCAGCUGUGGAGGUGGGUGCAAGCGCAUCUUCGUUCCCCAGCCUCCACACUUCAACCUCAGUCAACUGGUGCUACCAGAAGUAUGUCAAACCCAACCCAUCUGCCCAGAGGGACCCCCGCACUUCAGUUUAUUCAACCUGGAGCGUCAGCGCUCACAACCCCAACUUGCCAGGCAUCAGCACAAAGGUCGCCCUGUCUCUGCUCUGCUCUAAACAGAAGCACACUUCUGAGAUUUAUACCAUGGCUACGGCCCCUACUCCAGCCGAAGGCAAAGUGGCCCCUGAAAACAGCAGGACGCCACAUGUGUCAGAGGUACAUGCCACCCCACCCAGCACCCUCACUGAAGUAAAGGAACAGCAGCAGCCUGAAAAGAAGGAAGAAAAUAAAGAGAUGCGAGAAGUGGAGAGACCAUCCACCUCCAAGCAGAGCGAGCCUUCUCGGGUUUGCAUCUUUGAAGGAGGGUAUAAGUCCAAUGAGGAGUAUGUUUACGUGAGAGGUCGCGGCAGGGGAAAGUACAUAUGCGGAGAGUGCGGCAUCCGCUGCAAGAAGCCAAGCAUGCUGAAAAAGCACAUCAGAACGCACACCGAUGUCCGUCCAUACAUUUGCAAACACUGCAACUUUGCCUUCAAAACCAAAGGAAACCUUACAAAACACAUGAAGUCAAAGGCUCAUGGGAAAAAAUGCCAGGCAAUGGGUGUAUCUGAGUCAUCAUUGGAUGAGCCGGAGAGCGAGGAAACAGCAGGGAGUGAAGAGCGUGUGUGCGGCUCGGAGGAACAGGAGGAGCAUCAGUUUUCUGACGUGGAGGAGUCAGAUGACGACGAAGACGACGACGAUGACGAAGAAGAGGAAGAGGAGUCCACGUCCCACGAGGACCCACCGUCCUCUGUAUCGUCUGACACCCACCCAUCAACAGGGGGCCGUUCAAGCUCCAGCAGGCACUCUAAGCAAGGCACUCCUGACCCCGAGCCUCUGGGUCCCAUUCCCUGCACCAGCCAGGAGCCCUCCCCACGUGGAGUUUGGCCCGGCAGAAGAGCGGCCUCGCCGGGGAGCAGGAGAGCAGUGUUCUCCCGGCGAGGCUGGAAAGGAUCUCCAAGAGCCUUCUCCCCAAGCAGUGAGAGCUGUUCCCCCAGCCGCAGCCUCUCCCCCCGCCUGGAGUAUUCGUCACCCAUCCAGAGCCUCUCUCCGAGGACAGAGCUCCCCUCGCCCAGCCGACAUGUCUCACCUUCCCCCGAACGAGGACCUUCUCCCAUCAGACCCCUUUCUCCUCUCCUUCCCCUUUCACCCAGCUGCUACCGGUCGUCACAGGUUCCAACACCUCCCUCGCCCCUGGGGAUGCAGCACAGAACCCCUGGGUACUUACCGUGGGAGAACCCUGGUACAUCAGGUAGUCACAUCAAAGUGGAGAAAAGCAGAACAGCAGGAGAAGGGCCAACAUGGUCAGACACCAGCCUGUUUCCACCUGCUUUUCGCAUUUCCACUUGUGCGGGUUAUCCUGGCCACCAGACAACAGACAACAUCUUCAGCCAUCUUCCCAUGCACUCCCAGCAAGCCAAGGUCCCUUAUCUGAUGAUCCCAAUAGGAGGGAUCCAAAUUGUACAGGCAAGACCAAGGUCCCACGCUACUACCCCCUCGUCCCCAACAUCACCCCCAAUGGAGGGGCCAUCACUGGCCAGGUUUGAAACAUACUGGGGCGGGCCCCCCAGGACUCAAGGGCUUAGGACUCCUGGAGACCACUGGUCAGAGCACCAGACAGCAGGAACCAGCCAGUCAGGGCAGCAAGGUCUUAGCACAGCACUAACAUUUUCCAAACCAGAGUUGGAGGCCACAGACUCAAAGCAAUAUGGCAGCUCGCACAGCUCCGUCCACACCCACGGGUCCUCUACUGAGACCACUGAGCACUGCGCCAGUGACGACCGUUCAAGAGCACCCCCUAGUCUAACGCCCCCGGUAGCCUCGAGCGUCAUCGGACAACAGCCAGAGAGGGAGGAACGAACAUCUGGUAGUGAUAUGGUGGAGGGAGGAGCUAAAGGAGACUCCGCCACAGGAGACCAGAGAACUUGACAGCGUCUACACUUCGAUGCAUUGUGCAUCCCAUUUUGCUUUAUUGUUUGCUACACUAGUCUGUUUUUUUUUGGUUUUUUUAAUUGCUUUGGGGAUUUUUUUAUAUACAUUUUCAAUACUAUUGUUAAUUUAAAUGUUUGCUCUUUGGCAAUAUUCAGGUUUGUUAUAAAGAUGCACUUUUUUCUUUAUGAAA
Pelmatolapia mariae (spotted tilapia) is the source of this 6856-nucleotide messenger RNA. It is a transcript of the gene hivep3b, whose product is annotated as transcription factor HIVEP3. Gene Ontology annotation, molecular function: DNA-binding transcription factor activity, RNA polymerase II-specific; RNA polymerase II cis-regulatory region sequence-specific DNA binding. Bases 601 to 6663 code for a protein of 2020 amino acids. Gene Ontology annotation, biological process: regulation of transcription by RNA polymerase II. The record is from RefSeq and is a predicted model, not a curated record. Lineage: Eukaryota; Metazoa; Chordata; Actinopteri; Cichliformes; Cichlidae. Gene Ontology annotation, cellular component: nucleus. The transcript has 9 exons.